AGCACUUCAUUGUGGGGAUGCGCCUGAGUUAAGUGAAGGAGGCGGGGAUUUAAAGGAAGCUAAAAGAGAAUCUUCGGUUUCAUAUUUGUGUUCGCUCCCUAUACAGGUGUUUAAGAGCGCCUAGGUGCUCCUUUUCCUGAGGAAAUCGAGGACAUUUAUUUCGAAAGUGGACAGUGGUCACAUCCACGAGAAAAGGCUUGAACUGGGGUGAUCACAAAGGUCAUGAGCAUGUGCAAGGGUUCGAUAACGACCUCUGCUGAAUGGGAUAUCAAUGACAAUAAUAUUCCCAAAGUGACAACCUUUGAUGCUUUCCAAGAGUGGGCCGAUGGACACUGCCGCUAUGUUUAUCAGCCUAACUGCGAAGAAGCGAGGCGGCAUGGCUCUGGAUGGGCAAUGCGCAACACUAAUAAUCACAAUGUGAACAUUUUAAAAAAGUCAUGCCUAGGUGUGCUAGUCUGUAGUGCCCGGUGCACUCUAGAUUCUGGAGAAAAAGUUCAUCUCAGACCUGCUAUCUGUGAUAAAGCGAGAAAAAAACAACAAGGCAAGCCUUGUCCAAAUCGAAAAUGCUCCGGCCGUCUAGAAGUGUUAGCGUGUCGAGGUCAUUGUGGUUAUCCUGUAACUCAUUUCUGGAGACACACAGAACAUGCGAUUUUUUUCCAAGCUAAAGGUAAUCACGAUCAUCCGAGGCCAGAACCAAAAGCAACAGCUGAAGCACGCCGAACCCUGCAUUCUCCUCUCCAGAUGCACCGAAGGAGCAAGACUAUUCAGGACGCUCUCAGCUUAGAGCUACAGUUUCCUUUGAAAGAAAAUAAACGGCCUGAAAUACACCCAGCUUGGAGGAGAAGCAACUCUUAUGAAAGCAACAAGAUUGCAAGAUUAGAUCAUCAUUUACAAAUUCCAAAGAAAAACGGUGAAACUCAGUGUUCCUGCCCACCCUUUGAAUGCCUGUGCUCCAAAAAUUACGCAUCGAGCUGCCGUUCUUUUUCAACCACCAAUAAAGACGAUGCUUCUUCAUAUGGAGAACUCAUGCCAAUCAGUUUUGACGGUUCUCAGACAGACUGUUCCGUGUUUCAAGCAAUCGACAAAGUCUUAGAAGAUGUCGCUUGUUCUUAUGGCCACUCAACUUCUUACAGAUUAGCAGCUAAAGUAGCCUCCGAUUUUGAUCAGGCGUACUAUAGUUCCUUCGCAGAUGGUUACGAUGCAGAAAUAGAAAGAAUGAACCAAAGUUUCUACCCUUCGUGUGAUAUUUACCACAAUCAUUCUUCAGUCAAACAAAACCAUCACCUUAUUGAAUCUCAUCUUCUAUUGCCACCCCCUCCUUUGCUUCAUCAUCCUUCUAGCGGUAAUGAGGAUAUGUCCUCAAACUUUUCUGAUGAUUGUCCACUCACGCCUGUCCAUCAGACCACUCCAGAUAAAACGGACAUGUUUCCCACAUUUCCCGAAAUUGAAGAUGUCAUCCAUCCGUCUGAUAUUCUGGUCCUAGAUCAACCUCUAAGAAAACCAGGAACAUGGGUCGAUGGAGACGGACAGACACAUCCCCAGGUUAUACUGCCUGAAAAUUAUAGUCACCAAAGUCCAGCGGAUGAGGAUAUGAAAGAUGAUUACGUUGUUACAUCCUUGGAUGAUCCCGAUGUUUCCCAAAGAUUCUUUGCUGCUAUUGACAAUCUUCUUUUACAAGAUUAUGGUAACGGAGAGAAUUUCAUACACCAAUCUGAUGGUGCGAGAGAAUCUGACAAAUGUGAUCAGAUUCAGCCUCCAUGGGAUACUAACCCAUCCCUUACGACUUUCUUUGGACCUCCACAACACCACAACAGCGAUCUAGGCUAUUCAUCUGAAUACACAGAAGCAACACCCAAAGACGAUCCCUUCCUUGACCACAGUCAUCACCAAGAGCUCAAGCUGGCAUCUAAUACAUUUAGUACUGCCUUUUCUGCUGGAAUGCAACAAUCUUCCGUUGUAUGUGGUAGGGCACUAGAACUUCCAGAGCCUGAGCUUAUUCUGCCACACAGGACAAGUGGACAGCCCAUGCCAUUUUGAAAUGCUGCUCAUGAUAACCAAAUAUCAGACUUUCUUACUUUAUAAUAAGGAAGAUGAAAAAUUUAGUGAGCAAACUUUGACACUCAAUAUAAAACAACUGAGGAAAGUCCGACAAAUGACAAAUGCUCAUUGAUUUUCCAUAUACUGAAUGGUAUUAUUUAUUUAUUCUCCAAAUUAAACUGAAUGAAUACUUUUGAAGAUAUAACAGCAAUUAUUCAGUUG
Messenger RNA from Argiope bruennichi, 2259 nucleotides. RefSeq lists its product as uncharacterized. The record is from RefSeq and is a predicted model, not a curated record. Gene Ontology annotation, cellular component: nucleus. Gene Ontology annotation, biological process: regulation of transcription by RNA polymerase II; gliogenesis. NCBI's taxonomy places the organism in Eukaryota, Metazoa, Arthropoda, Arachnida, Araneae, Araneidae. Gene Ontology annotation, molecular function: RNA polymerase II cis-regulatory region sequence-specific DNA binding; DNA-binding transcription activator activity, RNA polymerase II-specific. The coding region runs from base 223 to 2037 and encodes 604 amino acids. The transcript has 8 exons.